AUGUUGGUGAAGCUGCUCUUCACUGCGUGUCUACUACCAGGUGGAUUCGCUUGGACGGCAAGCCGCCAGACUGUUCCUGACACCGCAUCCCAUUCGUCGGGAAAGGUGAACGAGGUGCAGCUUGCACAGCUACGAGGUGCUGAGAGCCGAUUCAAUCCUGAAGAGAGCGCCACACUGCCCACAUGGGCACGCGCAGGACUCGCAGCAGUUGCUGUUUUGGCCGCAGUGGUGCUCAGCCCACGUGCUGCCUUCGCCGAGUCGGAGGUCAAGAUGUAUGUGGGUCAGGGGUGCUUCUGGCAUGUGCAGCACGAGGUGGUUAAGCAAGAGGCUUCAGAUCUCGGUCGCCAGCCCACGGAGAUCACAGCACUUUCAGGAUAUGCUGGGGGCACCGAGGUGGGCGGCAAUGGGGAGGUGUGCUAUCACAACAUGGCUAUGGCUCCUGACUAUGGCCGGAUGGGCCACACCGAGGUGGUGAAUGUCUCCGUCCCCGAGGGAAAGGUCGGUGCCUUUGCCAAGGCGUACUUCGAUGCUGCAGCAAAGUACCCUUUUGGCCGCGCAGAUCCUCAGGACCGCGGAACGGAGUACCGCUCGGCCAUUGGGAUUCCAGGCGGCAUGGAUGGACCUUUAUUCAAGGAGGUCGAAGCUGCCAACAAUGGCCGGCUUCAGUUAGUUCGCGGUCAGGGCAAUGAUGCAGACACCGUCGGUACGAAGAAAGUGUGGAUUUACGACUCGAACAGCUUUCCCUUCCACCAGGGUGAGAUCUACCAUCAAUUCCAUGACGAUAUGCUCGAGAGAUACCCGCAGGAGUACCACAAGCUGAAGAAAGUCUUGGUUGCUCAAGGAACAGUUCAAAAGGUCGCCUGCCCGGAGAUGGGCUUCUGA
Messenger RNA from Symbiodinium sp. CCMP2592, 882 nucleotides. The record is from the annotation of a GenBank genome assembly. NCBI's taxonomy places the organism in Eukaryota, Dinophyceae, Suessiales, Symbiodiniaceae.